Molecule: messenger RNA, 360 nt
Organism: Spinacia oleracea (spinach)
Lineage: Eukaryota; Viridiplantae; Streptophyta; Magnoliopsida; Caryophyllales; Amaranthaceae
Product: secreted RxLR effector protein 161-like
Exons: 2
Coding region: 1-360 (119 amino acids)
Source: RefSeq, a predicted model, not a curated record
AUGUUUCUCAUGAACUAUACUAGACCUGAUAUUGCCUAUUCUGUAAGUAGAUUGAGCAGGUACACUCAUAACCCAAGCAAUGAGCAUUGGGGUGCUUUGAGGAGGUUUCUUAGGUACAUAAGGGGUACCAUGGAUUGGGGAUUGCACUACUCCAAGUUUCCAGGAGCAUUGGAGGGAUUUUGUGAUGCCAACUGGGUAUCCGGAAAUGAUGAAGUCAACUCCACUAGUGGUUAUGUCUUCACCCUAGUGGGUGGAGCCAUUUUCGGAAAUCCUGUUAUGGAUGUAUGCCAGUAUAAUGCAUCACUUUUAUUGGCGGAGAUUCAGAAUAUUAUACAAAGUUCAAUUGUGUGCUUUGAGUAA